Molecule: messenger RNA, 2610 nt
Organism: Magnolia sinica
Lineage: Eukaryota; Viridiplantae; Streptophyta; Magnoliopsida; Magnoliales; Magnoliaceae
Product: elongation factor G-2, chloroplastic-like
Exons: 4
Coding region: 100-2439 (779 amino acids)
Biological process (GO): ribosome disassembly; translational elongation; mitochondrial translation
Cellular component (GO): chloroplast; mitochondrion
Molecular function (GO): translation elongation factor activity; GTP binding; GTPase activity
Source: RefSeq, a predicted model, not a curated record
UCAUCUCCUCGCACUCAAACGAGCGAAGGCGAAGACGCCUCGUAGCUACCGUUAUCUCUAACCAGAGAGAGAGAGAGAGAGAGAGAGAGAGAGAGAGAGAUGGCAGCUGAAUCGGUUAGAAUAUCGGCCUCCGGUACGGCUUUCCGAAACGUCAAUGGCUCCCGUGGGCCCCACCACCCUCUCCCUUCUCCCCGCUUCCUCUCUCCCAAAACUUUCACCCGCAGCAUUCGCCCAUUCUCAGCCUCCGAUUUCUUCGGAAACGUCCGCCUCAGGUCGAAAUCAACGGUCUCGAUUUCCCAUGAACGAAAAGCAGGGCUUUCUGUGGUGGCCAUGGCUAAUGAAGAGGGAAAGCGGGAAGUACCCCUAAAAGAUUAUCGUAACAUCGGAAUUAUGGCCCACAUAGAUGCAGGAAAGACUACUACUACUGAACGGAUUCUCUACUACACUGGAAGAAAUUACAAGAUAGGGGAGGUGCAUGAGGGAACUGCUACAAUGGACUGGAUGGAACAGGAACAAGAAAGAGGCAUUACUAUAACAUCCGCUGCAACUACCACCUUUUGGAAUAAUCACCGGAUUAACAUUAUUGACACUCCUGGCCAUGUCGACUUCACGCUUGAAGUGGAACGGGCCCUCAGAGUCUUGGAUGGUGCUAUAUGCUUGUUCGACAGUGUUGCUGGUGUCGAACCCCAGUCUGAAACUGUAUGGAGACAAGCUGAUAAGUAUGGAGUCCCUAGAAUAUGCUUUGUUAAUAAGAUGGAUCGUCUUGGAGCGAACUUUUUUAGAACAAGGGACAUGAUAGUCACAAACUUGGGGGCUAAACCUCUUGUUAUUCAACUACCGAUAGGUGCAGAAGAUAAGUUUCAAGGGGUUAUUGAUCUUCUGAAAAUGAAAGCCAUAAUCUGGUCAGGAGAAGAAUUAGGUGCGAAAUUCGUAUAUGAGGACAUCCCAGCUGAUCUCCAGGACUUAGCUCAAGAUUACAGAAUUCAAAUGAUUGAAACUGUGAUUGACCUGGAUGAUACAGCAAUGGAAAACUACCUGGAAGGAGUUGAACCUGAUGAACAAACCAUGAAGAAAUUAAUCAGAAAGGGAACCAUUGCUGGCAAUUUCGUUCCACUAUUAUGUGGCUCGGCAUUUAAAAACAAGGGUGUCCAGCCAUUGCUUGAUGCUGUUGUGGAUUACUUGCCUUCACCAAUCGAAGUGCCACCAAUGGUGGGGACUGACCCUGAGAAUCCAGAAGUUGCUAUUGAAAGGGCUGCGAGUGAUGAUGAACCAUUUGCUGGACUGGCAUUCAAGAUCAUGAGUGACCCAUUUGUAGGAUCUCUUACAUUUGUCAGAGUGUAUGCAGGAAAGUUAAUGGCAGGCUCCUAUGUACUAAAUGCAAACAAAGGGAAGAAGGAGAGAAUCGGAAGACUUCUAGAGAUGCAUGCUAAUAGCAGGGAGGAUGUCAAGACAGCUUUAGCGGGUGACAUUGUUGCUCUCGCUGGUUUGAAAGAUACGAUCACUGGUGAAACGCUAUGUGAUCCAGAGAAGCCUAUUGUACUUGAGCGGAUGGAUUUCCCUGAUCCUGUUAUUAAGGUUGCGAUAGAACCCAAGACCAAAGCCGAUGUUGAUAAGAUGGCAGUUGGGCUGAUCAAGCUUGCUCAAGAAGACCCAUCUUUUCACUUCUCAAGGGAUGAAGAGAUCAACCAGACUGUUAUUGAAGGAAUGGGGGAGCUGCAUCUUGAGAUCAUUGUUGAUCGGCUGAAGAGGGAAUUCAAGGUUGAAGCGAAUGUAGGUGCACCACAAGUGAACUACCGUGAAAGCAUCUCUAGAAUCUCAGAAGUAAAAUAUGUCCACAAGAAACAAUCUGGAGGAGCCGGCCAGUUUGCAGAUAUUACAGUGAGGUUUGAACCCAUGGAGGCAGGAAGUGGGUAUGAAUUCAAGAGCGAAAUAAAAGGAGGUGCGGUCCCAAAAGAAUACAUCCCAGGUGUGAUGAAAGGAUUGGAGGAAUGCAUGAGCAAUGGUGUACUUGCUGGCUAUCCUGUUGUUGAUAUCCGUGCUGUGUUAGUUGAUGGCUCCUACCACGAUGUUGACUCAAGUGUCUUGGCAUUCCAGCUGGCAGCUCGAGGUGCCUUCCGGGAGGGUGUGAGAAAAGCAGGUCCAAGAAUGCUGGAACCUAUCAUGAAAGUUGAAGUUGUCACACCUGAAGAGCACUUGGGUGAUGUGAUUGGUGAUCUUAACUCGAGGAGAGGCCAGAUCAACAACUUUGGUGAUAAGCCUGGGGGCCUUAAGGUGGUGGAUGCGCUGGUACCACUGGCAGAAAUGUUUCAAUAUGUGAGCACACUCCGAGGAAUGACAAAAGGACGUGCAUCUUACACCAUGCAGUUGGCCAAGUUCGAUGUCGUCCCACAACACAUUCAGAACCAGCUCUCUGCAAAAGAGCAAGAGGUUGCUGCUUGAUUUCCUUCCAUCUGUGGGACUGGUGCAGAUAGGCUCAGGUUGUCCAUUUGUUAAAUUUUUUUCGUAAUCUGUAGUCCUAAGAUCCAAGCCAACUAUUAUUUAUCCACUUUUCAUAUAUUGGAAAUGUAAGUAGCACUUUUUUGAGUUAAAAGAAUGAGUUGCCAUUUCAUA